Molecule: messenger RNA, 714 nt
Organism: Pistacia vera
Lineage: Eukaryota; Viridiplantae; Streptophyta; Magnoliopsida; Sapindales; Anacardiaceae
Exons: 4
Coding region: 1-714 (237 amino acids)
Source: RefSeq, a predicted model, not a curated record
AUGGCGCCCCUUCCUGGUGUUUCACAUGAUUCUGGGUAUGUUUGCAAGCUCAAGAAAGUGUUAUAUGAUCGUAUCAUUCUGUCUUUAUAUGUUGAUGAUAUGAUUAUUACUGGUGAUGACAUUGAUGGUAUUUCAGUUUUGAAGACAAAGUUAGCUAGACAGUUUGAAAUGAAGGAUUUGGGUUCUCUACGAUAUUUCUUAGGUAUUGAGGUAGCCUACUCACCUAGAGGUUAUCUUCUUUCUCAGUCGAAAUAUAUUGCAGAUAUUCUUGAGCAGGCUAGACUUACUGAUAAUAAGACUGUAGAUACUCUGAUUGAGGUUAACGCAAAGUAUUCUUCUUCUGAUGGUUUACCUUUGUCAAAUCCUACUUUAUAUCGUACUAUUGUUGGGAGCUUGGGUAGAGUCUUUCAGAGUCUUUUACUUCCAUCCACCUCUUCCUUGGAGCUGCGUGCAUACUCUGAUGCUGAUCAUGGCAAUGAUCCUACAUAUUGCAAGUCUGUUAUUGGUUUAUGUAUCUUUUUGGGUGAUUCUCUUAUUUCUUGGAAGAGCAAGAAACAAUCUAUUGUUUCUCAAUCUUCAACCGAAGCAGAAUAUCGUGCUAUGGCAUCUACUACCAAAAAGAUUAUUGCAGAUUUCUUUACCAAGUCGCAUUCUAUUUCCCGUUUUCAUUUUCUAGUUGGCAAACUCUCGAUGCUUGUAGCUGCCGCAUCAUGA